AUGGACUCCACAGAGCCACCGUUCUCCGAGUCCCGUUUCACCGAGAUCCAAACCGAGGUCUCGAACUUCAUCAAGAAGAUCGGAUACAACCCCAAGGCUGUUGCCUUCGUCCCCAUCUCUGGAUUCAACGGAGACAACAUGCUCGAGCCAUCUUCCAACAUGCCAUGGUUCAAGGGAUGGCAAGUGGAACGUAAGGAGGGUAACGCUACCGGCAAGACCCUGCUCGAGGCUCUCGACUCGAUCGUGCCCCCACAGCGACCCACCGACAGGCCACUUCGUAUCGGAACUGUCCCCGUCGGACGUGUCGAGACCGGAAUCAUCAAGCCUGGCAUGGUUGUUACAUUCGCACCCCAGAACGUCACCACUGAGGUGAAAUCAGUUGAAAUGCACCACGAAUCUCUCCCAGAGGCCGGACCCGGAGACAACGUCGGAUUCAACAUCAAGAACGUGUCCGUCAAGGAUAUCCGUCGUGGAUCCGUCUGCUCGGACUCGAAGAACGACCCAGCCAAGGAGGCUCGUUCGUUCAACGCUCAGGUUAUCAUCAUGAACCAUCCUGGACAGAUUGCUGCUGGUUACACCCCCGUGCUUGAUUGCCACACCGCCCACAUCGCAUGCAAGUUUGCUGAGCUCAAGGAGAAGGUCGAUCGCCGUACUGGUAAGAAGGUCGAAGACAACCCGAAAUUCCUCAAGUCCGGAGACGCCGGAAUCGUUGAGCUCCACCCCACCAAGCCCUUGUGUGUCGAAUCCUUCACCGAUUAUGCCCCACUCGGUCGAUUUGCCGUCCGUGAUAUGAGGCAAACGGUCGCCGUCGGUGUCAUCAAGUCUGUGGAUAAGUCGGAGGGAGGCGCUGGAAAAGUCACCAAGGCUGCCCAGAAGGCCGGAGUUGCUCCCAAGAAGAAGUAA
Messenger RNA from Cylicostephanus goldi, 903 nucleotides. Lineage: Eukaryota; Metazoa; Nematoda; Chromadorea; Rhabditida; Strongylidae. The record is from the annotation of a GenBank genome assembly.